Molecule: messenger RNA, 1186 nt
Organism: Hyaena hyaena (striped hyena)
Lineage: Eukaryota; Metazoa; Chordata; Mammalia; Carnivora; Hyaenidae
Gene: CMSS1
Product: cms1 ribosomal small subunit homolog
Exons: 10
Coding region: 127-966 (279 amino acids)
Cellular component (GO): nucleus; 90S preribosome
Source: RefSeq, a predicted model, not a curated record
CGACGGUGUCUGGAGAGAGACUCGGCGCGUGCUGCUAACGCUAGCCUCUCGGCUUGGAAGCCGCUAGAAGAACUGCCGCUGUCCGCUUUUUCUUGGUGGUCCGCCCAGACCUACUCCCGCCUGAAGAUGGCAGACGAUCUUGGAGACGAGUGGUGGGAGAACCAGCCUUCCGGAGCAGCCAGCAGUCCAGAAGCAUCAGAUGGUGAAGGAGGAGGAGACACAGAAAUGAUGCAGCAGGAGACAGCUCCAGUUCCUGCCCUGUCAGAGAAAACCAAACAGCCUAAAGAAUGUUUCUUGAUAAAACCAAAGGAAACAAAAGAAGGUGCCACCAAGAGAAGGAAGAGAAGAAAGAAGAAAAUUACUGAUGUUCUUGCAAAAUCAGAGCCAAAACCAGGGACACCCGAAGACCUACAGAAGCUGAUGAAGGACUAUUACAGCAACAGUCGCUCAGUGAUUGAGUUAGAGGAACUAAAUCUACCAGACUCCUGUUUCCUCAAGGCCAAUGAUUUGACUCAUAGUCUUUCAUCAUACCUUAAAGAAAUCUGCCCUAAGUGGGUAAAACUUCGGAAAAACCAUAAUGAGAAGAAAUCAGUCCUGAUGCUGAUCAUCUGCAGCUCUGCCCUCCGGGCCCUGGAGCUUAUUAGGUCGAUGACAGCAUUCAGAGGAGACAGCAAAGUUAUGAAAUUAUUUGCAAAACACAUAAAGGUCCAGGAACAGGUAAAGUUGCUGGAGAAGCGUGUUGUGCACCUGGGUGUAGGAACCCCAGGGAGGAUUAAAGAACUCAUUAAACAAGGUGGCCUUAAUUUGAACCCCUUAAAGUUUCUGGUUUUUGACUGGAACUGGAGAGAUCAGAAUUUGAGGAGGAUGAUGGACAUUCCCGAGAUAAGAAAGGAGGUUUUUGAACUUCUGGAAAUGGGAGUCCUCAGUCUGUGCAAGUCAGAAUCUUUGAAGCUGGGCCUUUUCUAAGUCUGAGUCCUAAUGAAAAUUCCAGUUUUUAUGGGAUUUGCAUCUUGUUUAAUAGCUCUGGAAUAUUGCAAGCACUCAGUAAAUAUCAGCUAUUGUUUUAUUAUGUUAACUGUAUCACCAGAUGAAUCACUAGAAAUUUUUGAUGGAGAUUCUUUGACAAAACUGAAGCUGUCCUUUGCCAACUUCUCUUUGUAAUAAAGUAUCACCAGCUUGUGUGUGA